Messenger RNA from Lycium barbarum (goji berry), 2359 nucleotides. RefSeq names its product ethylene-responsive transcription factor ERF054-like. The coding region runs from base 447 to 1727 and encodes 426 amino acids. The record is from RefSeq and is a predicted model, not a curated record. Gene Ontology annotation, molecular function: DNA binding; DNA-binding transcription factor activity. The transcript has a single exon. Gene Ontology annotation, biological process: regulation of DNA-templated transcription. NCBI's taxonomy places the organism in Eukaryota, Viridiplantae, Streptophyta, Magnoliopsida, Solanales, Solanaceae.
UUUCCCCCUCCGUCCUCCCCGCCUUUCUCAUAUCAAAAAUCAAUUUCCGCUCUCUCCGCAUCUUCAAUCUCACACUGCCAAUUACCUUCUAUUACUUUCCAAAUUUGUAAUCCUCUUCUCUCUUACUCGACGCCGCUCGCUCUCUCUUUCUCUCUCUUUCUAAAAAUAUCUCUUGCCUACAUUUGGGAUGGUUUGUUGACCAGUUCACCUAUUUCUUUCCUCUGUUUUCUCUUGGUUUGACAAUAUCAACAGUUGAAAUUCAGAUCUUUUUUUUUUUGUGUGUGUGUUUUCAACCAAAUUAAAAUCUGGGUAUUGAUUGAAUACCUUUUUUACGAACUGGGUUUUUAUUAAUUUUUAGUUUCAAUACUCGUUUGAUUUAACAAACCAUUUCCCAAUUAUAUUCAAGAACUCAAGAGAGCGAGCGGCAAAUUGUGAGGCUAGUGACAAUGGCUGCACCAGAGGAAAGUGGCAAAUCAAGAACGGCAAUGGGCGAAGAACUGGACUUUGAUGAAAGUACCUUUGAAAGACAGCAAAGGAGGCCAGUUUUUGAAGAAGCUUCCAUUUCUAACAGACGUUUCAAGAAAAUCAAAAGUCCCGAACACCAACGCUAUUCUCAAUCCUAUGCUUCUUACUCUCACCAGCAACCGAGUUUCCCAUCCUCUGUUCCUUAUAAUAAUCCCACAUCCAUGCCAUUUCCUCCUCCUCCUCCUACUCCGUCAUCGUCAUCAUCUUCUUCUACAACGUCAAGGCUCGUUUUCCCUUUUGCCAUUGACGGGACACACCAAUUGGGACCUAACACGACGCCUGUGUUUUCCCCGCAGCAGCAGCAAAUGAUCUCAUUUUCACCUCAACAACAAUGUCUUUACCCUCCGUAUUUUGCAGGGGAGUUAGGAUCAUCACAGAAUCAGCAGCAACUAUUGCAGUAUUGGAACGAAACGAUAAAUUCAAGCCCGAGAGGAAGAAUGAUGAUGAUGAGCAGAUUAGGGCAAGAUAGCAGGGGAUAUUUUAGGCCGCCUCAGGUAGUACAACCUAUUUCCGCGACAAAGCUAUACAGAGGAGUGAGGCAGAGACAUUGGGGAAAAUGGGUAGCUGAAAUUCGUCUUCCAAGGAAUCGGACCCGUCUUUGGCUUGGUACAUUUGACACCGCUGAAGAUGCAGCCAUGGCUUAUGACCGCCAGGCGUAUAACCUAAGAGGAGACAAUGCUAAGCUCAACUUCCCUGAACUGUUUAUUGGUAAAAACAGAGGAGAAGCUUCUCCCUCAUCUCCAAUUACUUCUCAAGAAACUUCAGUUUCGGUGCAGCCAAUAGAUAAAGAACUACUGCCUCCGCCUCAGCCUCCACAGCCACCACCGGAAGGUGAUAAUCAUGAUGAGGACUCGGGGAUGGGACCGAGUGAGGUGAUAGCUAGUGAUGAAAUCCAAGGGAGUUUUGAUAGUUUUGGUCUGAUAGAAGGUUCUGGAUCAUCAUCAUCACAAUCAAGUGAAUUAGUAUGGGGUGAAAUGGCUGAGGCAUGGUACAAUGCAAUACCAGCAGGUUGGGGUCCAGAUAGUGCAGUUUGGGAUGAUGUGGAUUACACAAAUAAUAACCUCAUGUUUCCACCUAAUCUUGAUUUUGGGAAUUUAGAGCCUCAUAAUUCUGAUCCUCAUCAGCAUCAUGAUAAUAAUAAUAAUAAUAAUAAUAGAGAUAAUCCAUCUUCACCUUCAUGUCCCAUGAGGCCUUUCUUUUAGGUUCAAUUUCUCAUACAUUUGUCCAUUUAGGAUUUAGGUGUUACAUGCUCCCUUUGGCCAUAGGAGAUCUUUUUUUGACAUAAUCUCCGCGGAUUCAUCCACCGGAUGCAUCUCUGGCCAGGCCCGUGAGUUCAUACACCGUCUUUGUUCAUCUCUUUUUCCAAUUGUUGCAGUUUUUAACCUGCAAUGCGAUCUUUGGACCCCUCUUCCACUUGAUCCACCAUACUUGUCAUAUCUGCAAAAUGGCUGCAUAUUUAAAGCCUUUUCUUGCAGUGACAAGUUUUACUUGUUUACUAGUACUUCACACAUAUGUAUCACAUUUAGUGAGACCAUAUGCUAGUUUCAUCAGCACUUAGUUGGUUUCCUUAGAUUUUUUCUCAUUUGCAGUGUUUAAUUUAGUGCAGUAGUUAAAUUGCCUUAGCACCAACGUCGAGGGAGACAGUUUUAUGAUCUACUCUUGACAAUUCCUCCAUCACGAGCUCAUUUUUUAUUCGCGAGGAUGGUGAGAAUGGAAGUGUGUGUAUAUAUAUGUAUUGAUCUUCACUUCAGAUCUAUAUGUUGUAAUUUGUUUGUUGUUGUUUUAUUGAAGAUAUUAGUUCAGCAUUUUGUUCCUCUUCUGAAGUUGAUACAUU